UGCAGCUCAGCUGAUGCAGUUAUUUAAGUUCCGCGUGCUUGUACUUUUUCAUUCAGGGCAGUAUAUUUUGUAAAUUCCUGAUUAAAGCAUGCUAAAAAAUGUUGUGCAAUGGCGAACAGCCAAAUUGCUGUUGAAUGGAGCCACUCGAAGUAGAGCGAGGCGCUGCCUGUGCGCCCCAUUCACAACAAAAGCCAACGAAAAUGCCGCCUUGAGAGAAUCUGAGCUGGAGCCGGUCAGUAAGAAAUAUGUGAACCCCUUCGCACAAUCUACGCCUACAGCCCUGUCAGAAAAUAUAAUAACAGAGACAGCAGAACAGCGCGACAAGAGGCUUAAGGUAUUGCAGCUGGAGGCAGACAUAGCGCACCAGGAGGGACGCCGUGUGCCGGGCUUAGAAUUCUUCAAGGAUCAUCACUGGGCUCAUAUACUGACCCUGCCAACCAAAUCGGCACGCAUCAAGUACUAUGCGUUUCUCUGGCAAAUCGAAAUGAAGAAGGCAUCAGAGAAACGCAAGAAGGAGCAGCGUGCCGAAGACACAGAACGCCGUUUGGCUGACCUGCGCAAGGAGCGUGAGGAAAACACACACAUAAUCUAUGGACUGGGCCAUACGUCCAUGUUUCUGCGGAUCUACGACACAACUAUCAAUCACUGGCAGAACAAUCGCUUGACACGGGCCAUGCAGUUCGCUCCGAAAAUGGUACUGGACUGCUCCUACGAUUCGUACAUGAACAAUCGAGAAUGCUCGAAUGCUGCCAAGCAACUGAUGCUCAGCUUUGCAGAGAAUCGCGCGAAUGACGAACCCUUUGAUCUGCACUUUUGCAAUGCUAACUUAGAGGGCAAAUGCAUGCAGGGCCUUCAGCGUUUCAUACCUACAAUGCUUAAUCCAGAGUUUCCCAUGAAUGUGCAUACCAAGUGCUUCACAGAGCUGUUUCCCAAAAAUCAGCUGGUUUACCUAACGCCCCAUUGUCGCGAGGAUCUGGUCACCUACAAUCCGGAUGAUAUUUACAUAAUCGGAGCCAUGGUGGACACUGUGAACAAUGAGCCGCUUUCGCUGGCGAAGGCCAAACGCUUGGGUUUGCGCAUGGCACGCUUGCCUUUAGACCGAUACCUCCAAUGGGGAUCCGGGUCGGGCAAAUCGCUUACCCUCAAUCAAAUGAUAAAUAUUAUGCUGGAUCUGAAGAAAACCGGAGACUGGGAUACGGCACUGCAGCAUGUGCCACGGCGCAAGGUCAUUGAUCUGGGCGCAGAGCAAUACGAACGUCGCCAGACAUUGAAUAAACGUGCCAACCAGCUCAACGUUCGCAUCGAUCAUUUGUUCAAGUAUGAUGAUAAUCGCAAUGAAUCUACGAGCUUUGGCACGCCUCAAAAACUGCGCCAACACAAGGAAGGAUUGGAAUUCAAUUUAGAUAAUUGGGCGUCAGGCAAAGGGAAAACCACAAAAAGGAAAUAGUUUGAUGACGGAGCUUAGACGUACGUAAGUAAGCAACAAAACAUGCCUGAAGUAUGUGUGUCUAUGUAUGUGUGUGUGUGUGUGUUUGUUGUCGUGUGGAAAGCUGAAUUGAUGAAUUGUUAAACUGUGGAAACGCAGCGCUUACCUCGGCACAGAUUUUAGCAAAGUUUUCACAUUUGGACUAUUCGAUGGGUGAAAUUGCAAUUGCAUGUGCAAUUUAUUGAUUGCCUUUAAUUCAAUUAAAUGACGCGAUUAAAUUGAUUAAAAACGUUGCUGGGCAACAUGUGGCAUACGCCACACACACUAUCGCUA
This is a messenger RNA of Drosophila navojoa, 1759 nucleotides long. It is a transcript of the gene rswl, whose product is annotated as tRNA methyltransferase roswell. Lineage: Eukaryota; Metazoa; Arthropoda; Insecta; Diptera; Drosophilidae. The record is from RefSeq and is a predicted model, not a curated record. Gene Ontology annotation, biological process: positive regulation of mitochondrial translation; mitochondrial tRNA 5'-end processing. Gene Ontology annotation, molecular function: tRNA binding. Gene Ontology annotation, cellular component: mitochondrion; nucleoplasm; nucleus.